UAUGAUUGAAACUAAAAGUUUGUUUCUUAAACAAUAGUGAAAUUGUGCAAAUUUCAUUGAUAAAAAACCGAAAUCAAUUAAUUAUAAACUUUCUAAAAAACACACAAACAGAAUAAAUUUAUUACACAUGUCAUCAACACUGUUAACGUUAAUAAAAUCUUCUUUAUCACCUGCUACACAUAAAAUGUUUACCAAACAUUUUCGCAGAAAAUCUUCAGAAAUGAAUGGGAGUUGCAGCAUAAAUUCUUUAAACCGUUCCAGUUGUAGUAGAAAAUUAAUCGCUACCACCACCAGCAAUACAAUGCCUUGUAUUUUAAUACUUGUUAUAUUAAGUUUAUUAGUUACUAAGAUAUCUGCCGCUGGUAAUUUUGAAUUAGAAAUAUUAGAAAUUUCAAAUACAAAUAGUCACUUAUUAAGUGGUUACUGUUGUGGUGUUCCUUUAGAGAUAAGAAGUACAAAAACAACGGGCUGUCCGCCUUGUUCUACAGCAUUUCGUUUGUGCCUUAAAGAAUAUUCCGCCGUUGAACAGGGUACACCCAGUAUAUCGACAGGUUGUUCGUUCGGUAAUACAACAACAACAAUACUGGGUGGUUCCAGUUUUGUAUUAAGUGAUCCUGGUAGAGGGGCCAUGGUACUGCCAUUUACAUUUCGAUGGACGGUGAGUAAAACUAAAUUUUUAAUUUUAAUUGAUUCGAAAAGAGAUUUAAAGAAAGCUUGCAAAUUAUGAUUCAGAAUAUAGUAAAAAUUAAAUUGAGAGAUGGGAAUUUUAUAAUUAUAAAAUUUCUUGUGAGCUUAAAAUUUAAAUUUGAAGUUCUAUAAAUAUAUUUUAAACGUUAUAUAUAAAUACUAAAGCUUAUUUAAGAAAUCUGGAAAAAAGUAAAACAUAUUUAAAGUGAGUUAUUUGUUAUCUUAAAUCAAACCAGAGUAUGAGAGAGAGAGAGCAAGGGUUGAAUAUUAUAUAUUUUGGCUCUAUACAGAUGAUGUGCAUGUGGAUGAUGGCAUGUGCCACAUUGUAGAAUGUAUUUUAAGUUUUUUUGUUUUGUAUAUAAAAGAAAAAACCUAAAACAAACUUUAUUAAGCACAUGCCAAAACCGCAAAAUUUUGAUAAGGACUUGUAAACAUAAUAAAGAAAUAUACAUUAUUUUUAACAUAUUGCGAUUUUUUUUAUAUACAAAAAAUCUUAAAUUUGUUUCUAUAUAUAUAUAAAUUUACAA
Molecule: messenger RNA, 1214 nt
Organism: Lucilia cuprina (Australian sheep blowfly)
Lineage: Eukaryota; Metazoa; Arthropoda; Insecta; Diptera; Calliphoridae
Product: protein serrate-like
Exons: 3
Coding region: 128-727 (199 amino acids)
Biological process (GO): multicellular organism development; Notch signaling pathway
Cellular component (GO): membrane
Source: RefSeq, a predicted model, not a curated record